Molecule: messenger RNA, 3611 nt
Organism: Manis pentadactyla (Chinese pangolin)
Lineage: Eukaryota; Metazoa; Chordata; Mammalia; Pholidota; Manidae
Gene: INTS6
Product: integrator complex subunit 6
Exons: 18
Coding region: 430-3093 (887 amino acids)
Biological process (GO): snRNA 3'-end processing
Cellular component (GO): integrator complex
Source: RefSeq, a predicted model, not a curated record
AGUGGUGACACCGCCGGGGUGCGGAGGGAGUCCCCGAAACUUCUCCCAGAGCCCCGGGGCCCGUCCCCCAGCCCACUCCCUCGCCGCCGCUCCCAGUCCCCACUCCCUGCGCCGGGGCGGGGUGGGGAGAGGCCCGUCUCCCGCGGGGACACACACGGGGGCCGGGAGCGGGACGGGACCCGAGGCGGGGGGCGGCCCGACGGACGGACGGCCGGGCGCCCGCCCCAGCGGGCAGGCGGCGGAGGCGGGGUGCGAGGGGAGGACCGGGUUGGGAGUUUCCCCCCAACUGUCGGGGGAACUGUCCCCGCAGCCGGAGGGAGGCCCGGACGGCGCCCUCCCGGGGCCGCGCUCCCCGCCCCGCGCAGCGGCCGCCGGCGCCUCCACCUCGGCCGCCUCUCCGCCUCCGCGGCCGCGGCCCCGGCCAGCACUAUGCCCAUCUUGCUGUUCCUGAUAGACACGUCUGCCUCCAUGAACCAGCGCAGCCAUCUGGGCACCACCUACCUGGACACGGCCAAAGGCGCGGUGGAGACCUUCAUGAAGCUCCGUGCCCGGGACCCCGCCAGCCGAGGAGACAGGUACAUGCUGGUCACUUUCGAAGAGCCGCCCUACGCCAUCAAGGCCGGAUGGAAAGAAAACCACGCAACGUUUAUGAAUGAACUGAAAAACCUUCAGGCCGAAGGACUCACGACACUUGGCCAAUCCCUAAGGACAGCUUUUGAUUUAUUAAAUUUAAAUAGAUUAGUAACUGGCAUAGACAACUAUGGGCAGGGAAGAAACCCUUUUUUCUUGGAGCCAGCAAUAAUCAUUACUAUUACUGAUGGGAGCAAGUUGACCACUACCAGUGGAGUCCAGGAUGAGCUCCAUUUACCUCUUACCUCCCCUCUGCCCGGGAGCGAGCUGACCAAGGAGCCUUUCCGCUGGGACCAGAGGCUCUUCGCGUUGGUGCUGCGGCUGCCAGGCACCGCUUCGGGGGACCCAGAGCCCUUGGCCGGCGUGCCUCUCGACGACUCUGCCAUCACGCCCAUGUGCGAGGUGACAGGCGGGCGCUCGUACUCUGUGUGCUCCCCAAGAAUGCUUAACCAGUGCCUGGAGUCCUUGGUGCAGAAAGUGCAGAGUGGGGUGGUGAUAAACUUUGAGAAAGCAGGACCAGACCCUUCCCCUGUAGAAGAUGGGCAGCCAGACGUAUCAAGGCCUUUUGGACCUCAGCCUUGGCACAGCUGCCAUAGACUCAUAUAUGUCAGACCGAAUCCUAAAACUGGGGUUCCUAUAGGUCAUUGGCCUGUUCCAGAAUCUUUUUGGCCAGAUCAGAAUUCUCCAACACUACCACCUCGUACAUCUCAUCCUGUAGUGAAGUUUUCCUGUACAGACUGUGAACCGAUGGUUAUUGACAAGUUGCCUUUUGACAAAUAUGAGUUGGAACCUUCACCUCUGACUCAGUUUAUCCUGGAAAGGAAAUCUCCUCAAACAUGUUGGCAGGUGUAUGUGAGCAAUAGUGCAAAAUAUAGUGAACUUGGCCAUCCCUUUGGUUACUUGAAAGCCAGCACAGCCCUGAACUGUGUCAACUUAUUCGUGAUGCCUUACAAUUACCCCGUCCUCCUCCCCCUUUUAGAUGACUUGUUCAAAGUGCAUAAGGCGAAACCGACACUGAAGUGGAGACAGUCAUUCGAGAGCUACCUGAAGACGAUGCCCCCGUACUACCUUGGGCCUCUGAAGAAAGCGGUCAGAAUGAUGGGAGCCCCUAGCCUAAUAGCAGACAGUAUGGAAUACGGGCUGAGUUACAGUGUCGUUUCGUACCUCAAGAAACUGAGUCAGCAGGCCAAAAUAGAAUCUGAUCGAGUCAUUGGAUCUGUAGGCAAAAAAGUAGUACAGGAGACUGGCAUUAAAGUCCGAAGCCGAUCGCAUGGUUUAUCAACGGCCUACAGGAAAGAUUUCCAACAACUCCUCCAGGGGAUCUCGGAGGAUGUUCCUCACAGGCUGCUAGACCUUAAUAUGAAGGAGUACACUGGCUUCCAGGUUGCUCUGCUCAAUAAGGAUUUGAAGCCACAGACCUUUAGGAACGCGUAUGAUAUUCCCAGACAGAAUCUUCUGGACCACUUGACAAGAAUGAGGUCUAAUCUUCUGAAGAGCACCCGCAGGUUUCUUAAAGGACAGGAUGAAGAUCAAGUGCACAGUGUUCCUAUAGCACAAAUGGGGAAUUACCAGGAAUACCUCAAGCAAGUACCUUCUCCCCUGCGAGAACUCGAUCCUGACCAGCCGCGGAGGCUGCAUACGUUUGGCAAUCCCUUCAAGCUGGAUAAGAAGGGUAUGAUGAUAGAUGAAGCAGAUGAAUUCGUGGCUGGACCUCAAAAUAAGCAUAAACGGCCUGGAGAACCAAAUAUGCAAGGGAUCCCGAAAAGGCGCCGCUGUAUGUCCCCCCUGCUGCGCGGCCGGCCGCAGGGUCCCGUCGCGAACAACCACAUCGGAGGAAAAGGGCCGCCGGCGCCUGUGGCACAGGCCCGGCCGGAUCUCAUUAAACCCCUGCCUCUUCACAAAAUUUCAGAAGACACUAACGAUUUGACAAUAGACGAUGUGGUUGAAAAUCACGUGGCCGACCACCUUUCACCAGAUGUGACACCAGACGCUGUGGGUACCGACUUCUCAGCAUCUUCUGCAGCCAGCUCACUGGAACGACCAGCCAAUCACACAGAGGCUCUGGCUCAUGACCAUCUAGGAACCGAUGACCUUAGCAUUGGUGGGUUUUUAGAGAAUCACGAGGAGCCAAGAGAUCAAGAACAGUGUCCUGAAGAGAAUGUACCAGCAUCUUCCCUCAACAAAGGAAGGAAAUUGGUGCACUGCAGAAGCCACGAGGAGGUCAACACCGAACUAAAAGCACAAAUAAUGAAAGAGAUCCGAAAGCCGGGGAGAAAAUAUGAAAGAAUCUUCACUUUACUGAAGCAUGUUCAAGGCAGUUUACAAACAAGACUAAUAUUUUUACAGAAUGUCAUUAAAGAAGCAUCAAGGUUUAAAAAACGGAUGCUAAUCGAACAACUGGAGAACUUCCUGGAUGAAAUUCACCGGAGAGCCAAUCAGAUCAACCAUAUCAACAGCAAUUAGAAGGAAACAGUCUGUGGCCGCCGUGUCACUGUCCUCUCCAAACACAAAGUAAACCCCAGGCUGCCGUGGUCUCGCACUCAUUGACAUGCACUGCUGGCUGGCUGAGAUGCUAGGAGCAAGUCCGCAGACCCCUUCCCAGCAUUUCACAGUGACCUUUUCUGCAUUUUGGUUUAUUUUCGUAAUGUGAAAAGUAUCACUCAAACAUAUUUAACAAACUUAAAAUAUUCCUCCAAAUCUCUUGCUUGUCAUCAACUCUUGCGUGUCAAUUUCCCUCAGGUUCUAUUUUCUUAAACCAACCUUUAAAAUUGUCACCUCUGUUAAGGUUGAACUUUGCCAAAAAAAAUUUAAAAAGUUACUUUGUAAUUUUUGGGGAAAAAGCACAUACAUUAAAGCUAGGUAAUGUUUUGUAUAUACAGUUAUUUUGGAUAUAUUAUUGUAAGUUGUACAAAUGUAUUUUGAAGAAUAUUUAAGAAAAGCACUUUUGUUAUUCCAUCAAUAAAUGCUCUAUUUUACUCUUG